AUGUCGUGGCAAACCUACGUCGAUGACCACCUUCUCUGCGAAAUUGAAGGCAACCACCUCUCCUCCGCCGCAAUCCUCGGCCAAGACGGCAGUGUUUGGGCUCAGAGCUCUAAUUUCCCUCAGUUCAAGCCUGAGGAAAUUACUGCUAUCAUGAACGACUUUGCUGAGCCCGGAUCGCUCGCCCCGACCGGGUUGUACCUCGGUGGCACCAAAUAUAUGGUUAUCCAAGGUGAACCCGGAGCUGUCAUUCGAGGGAAGAAGGGUCCUGGUGGUGUUACCAUUAAGAAGACGAAUCAGGCGUUGAUCAUCGGAAUCUACGAUGAGCCGAUGACUCCAGGGCAGUGCAACAUGAUUGUUGAAAGGCUGGGUGAUUAUCUCAUUGAUACGGGUCUUUAAGCCCUCUUUGUUAUUUCUUGUUAUCUGCUUGCUUAUUUCACUGGCUCCUAUACAAGGCUUCGCAUCGAUUUGCCAAGAGAAUGCUCGAUUGUAGUGUAAUAAUAUUAAUUAAUGGGUAUUCAAAAGUCAUGGGAUCUGCGUCUAGGGAAGAAGUUAUGGUGCUUGAGAAGUGAAUGAUAACUAUAAUCUCUGUUGUUGUGCUUUUUAGCGGGUAUCUGUAUACAUUUUACAAGUGGUUUUAAUGCUAUGGGCAUAGAUUGUCAUAACUUUCUAAAACCUUAUAUCUCCCGUGCUUUUUCUUCCUCUCAAUUUUAUCUAUGCCCAAGGAAUAUAAUGUUAUUAUCAUCACUGA
Molecule: messenger RNA, 748 nt
Organism: Arachis ipaensis
Lineage: Eukaryota; Viridiplantae; Streptophyta; Magnoliopsida; Fabales; Fabaceae
Product: profilin-1
Cellular component (GO): cell cortex
Molecular function (GO): actin monomer binding
Source: RefSeq, a predicted model, not a curated record